Molecule: messenger RNA, 2901 nt
Organism: Exserohilum turcica Et28A
Lineage: Eukaryota; Fungi; Ascomycota; Dothideomycetes; Pleosporales; Pleosporaceae
Exons: 2
Coding region: 1-2901 (966 amino acids)
Biological process (GO): recombinational repair
Cellular component (GO): nucleus
Molecular function (GO): ATP binding; 3'-5' DNA helicase activity; DNA binding
Source: RefSeq, a predicted model, not a curated record
AUGGAUGCAUUGCUGGAUGGCCUCAAUGAUGCGCAGAAGAGCGCAGUGACGAGCCCUGCAAAUGUCGUGCAGGUGCUUGCGCCUCCGGGCUCAGGCAAGACGAAAACACUGACAGCACGCGUCGCGUACCACAUCAACCACGAGCGACUGCAGCCAUGGAACAUUAUCGUCUGCACCUUUACCAUCAAGGCCGCCCGCGAGAUGAAGGAGAGGAUCAAGGGCUUUGUUGGGGAGAAGCUCGAAGCCAAGUUGAUCUUGGGUACCUUUCACUCCGUGGCACGUCGCUUCCUGUCCCGCUAUGGCCAUGAGAUUGGAAUCGACAAGAGUUUUGGAAUUGCCGACACGAGUGAUAGCGCAGCUAUACUCAAACGCAUCGUCACCCGGUACCAAUAUACGAUAGAGCCUGGCCAUGCUCGUUCGAGGAUUUCCAAGCUCAAAGCCCAGGGUAUUACAGCCGACGACUUUCGAAGAACACCCAAGAAUGCAAACGACAACGAGUUUGCCAUGAUCUACUCUUCUUAUCAAGAGCAACUCGCAGCUUCUAACCUGCUCGACUACGACGAUCUUUUGAUCCGCUGCGUAGAUCUCCUCAAGAAAUCGCCCUCGUGCGUCUCCACGAUACAAGCUGUGCUUAUCGAUGAAUACCAAGACACCAACAACAUCCAGUAUGAGCUGAUGCGCUUGUUAGCUCAGAGAUCCAGGCGUAUUACGAUCGUCGGGGAUCCAGAUCAGAGUAUAUACAGCUUCCGCUCAGCCGAGAUCAAGAAUCUCCUUCGCAUGCGGACUGACUAUCCGGAAUCGGUCGUCAUCAACCUCGAAAACAACUACCGCUCUUCGGGUUGCAUCCUCAACUCGGCAAUGGCGGUGAUUGAACAGGACGAGAGCCGACCGCAGAAGCCACUGAUUGCUACCCAUGGUGUGGGCGAACAACCCACUCUUCGUCAUCUGGUAUCCGCCAACGUGGAAGCAAAGUGGAUUGUUGAGGAGAUAUGCCGAACAAGAACACUGACUGCUGGACUGUUGGACUUUAAUGACUACGCCAUCUUGGUACGCUCGUCUCCGCUUACUCUUCAGAUUGAACGAGCCCUUGGCCAAGCUGGCGUCCCUUACCGCAUGGUUGCCGGCACGAAAUUUUUUGAUCGUGCCGAGAUUAAGAUUAUACUGGAUUACCUCCGCGUGGUCAGCCAGCCAGAGCACAACGAUGCAGUAGCACGCGUAAUCAAUGUGCCGUCUCGAAAGGUUGGUGAUACCACAGUGAAGGCUCUUUUGGAAGAAGCAGAAAUCGGCAAGAUGACACUGUGGAAACUGGUUCUUGAUGUUGCCCAAGGAAGAAGAAAGCCCAAGAGCAAAGUAUCUGCACCAGCGCAAAAAGGCAUUGAGCAGUUUGUCAAUGUCAUUCUCAGUUCGCGCGAAAAGCUGGUAUCGGUUAAAGAUGAUGGAUGCGACCUUUUUGGCCUGAUAACGCAUAUCUUGAACAGGAUAUCAUUCCAGUCAUAUCUCAAGCAGGCGCACAAGGAGAAUUGGCAAGAUCGAUGGGCAAACGUCGAAGAGCUUGUCAAUCAGGCAACGCAGAUGGCUACAGCGGUCGCAAAUGGAGAAGAGAUAUCAGACGACGUCUUGCCCGAGGUAGAAGGUCUUGAACAACGAGCCGACAGCGCCGCCGAUGUGCUUUCCAAGUUUCUUGCCAACGUAACAUUGUCGAGCGCAGCUGAUCAAGAGGGCGCCGAGCAAAACCAGGUUACCAUAUCUACCAUUCAUGCAGCCAAAGGUCUCGAGUGGCCCGUCGUCUUCAUGCCUGCCAUAUACGAUGGGUCGAUUCCCCACUCUCGAGCAGAUGAUCAUGAUGAGGAACGGCGAUUGUUGUACGUUGGCAUGACACGCGCACAGGCACUGCUUUACCUCAGCUGCCCUGUCAAGCAAUCCGGGCAGGAGGAAACCACACUUUCAAGAUUUGUAUCCGACCGCAAGGUGCAGAAAUUCUUUAGCGAGCGAGGGCCAGACCUAGCGUUCAAGCGCAGUACAAUUACUGAUCUAGCACGGAUACUGCGGAGAGACUGCCCUUGCACUGCAGAUCUUGACCGUGCUCGAGAUACCCUAGAGCGCCCGGAAGAUGAUAAGUACCCAGCGACUCGAGAAGAAAUUGAUGGCAAUGAUCCAACGUGGGGGGCGCCGUGGGACGACAAGCCCAGUGGGUGUAGACUGGGUAGUGAGGGGCCCAACCAAGCCUUCAAGCGACGCAAGAUUGAUUCUUCGAGCUCUUCUGCGAGAGAAGCAGUAUCUGUUACCAUGAACCGCGCGUCGGACUUUUCCACCGCCAAAACCACCAUGCAAAGCGUAAAUACGGGCUUCACAAGCGCCCGCGAUCUGGGCGACUUGCAAGCAAUGCAGAGAGAAGCAGAGCGUAUCCGUACGCUUGCCAGCGCUCAAGAUGCGCCGACCGCAAAGACGGAAACAAAGCCUGUCCGGGCGAAGCCUGCCAAACCGCGCGCAGCCGGCCAAGGUGCUAUCACGAGCUUCUUCAAGCGAUCAAGCAGCGCCGUGUCUGUAGAAACAGAGCAUGCAGCACCCCCGUCGUUGCAGCGAUUGCAAUCCUCCUUCUCAACCAACGCACCGUUACAAGACAUUUCCAACGUACAGCCUUGGACGACCCGCCCGUGCCGCCCCUUCCAGCCGCUCUCGAUACCAGACCAUAAAGUAACGAGCCGGCCGAUUCUCGCCAAACCAAAGAGGAACGAGCCGGAGACGGAGACGCGGAAUACGCGAUAUGACGUCGGAAUCGGGUUUUCGGCCGGCGUCAACAUUUCACAUGACGUCGAUGAGCCAGGUGCAGAAUCGCGCGGCGGGGCAGAGGAAAACACUGGGUGCGAGGAGAAGCAUGCAGCCGUGGAGCGUGAAACAUAG